AUUUGAAGUAUCCAGAAUGGAGAAACAAAAGAUUUGUCCAAAGCAAGCUUAUGGUGGCUUGAAAUCAUUUGCUAUUUCGAUGAAGCCUAGUCUUCAGAUUAUGAUUUUGCUAUUAGUCUGGCUGCUGGGCUUUUUUAUCAGGAUUUUUUCUGUUAUUCGAUUUGAGAGUAUCAUUCAUGAGUAUGACCCCUGGUUCAAUUACAGAGUAACUAAAGUAUUGGUCGAGCAUGGUCCAUACAAGUUCUGGAACUGGUAUGAUCAUGAAAGUUGGCACCCUCUUGGAAGACCUGUUGGCCCAACAGUCUAUCCUGGCCUAAUGGCCACUGCAGGGCUGUUCCACUGGUGUGCACAUGCCAUUGGAUUCCCAGUGGAUAUCAGAAAUGUGUGAGUGUUCAUCGCCCCUAUAUUCUCAGGAUUUUGAGCGGCAGCAACUUAUUUAUUUACUAAAGAGUGCACUCAUAGAGAAGGACCUGGACUAUUUGCAGCUAUCUUCAUUGCUAUUGUUCCAAGUUAUAUCUCAAGAAGUGUAGCAGGCUCUUAUGACAAUGAAGGAGUUUCCAUUUUUGCUUUAGUGCUGGUCUUUUACUUGUGGAUUAAAUCUGUGAAUACAGGCUCUAUACUUUGGUCAAUGGCUUGCUCACUAAGCUAUUUCUACAUGGUUGCUGCUUGGGGUGGUUAUAGCUUCAUUAUCAAUAUAAUCCCUAUCUAUGUCCUUGGAUUGAUAUUCAUCAAGAAGUUCAACAUGAGGGUGUACAUCGCUUACAGUGUCUUCUACGUAAUGGGAUCUCUUCUAGCAAUGCAGAUUCAGUUUGUCAAUUUAGCAGUAGUAAAAUCAUCAGAACACCUUGCUUCACAUGGUGUCUUCUUUAUUGUUCAGGGAUAUGUACUAGUUCAAUGGUUCAAGGCGAAAUUAACUCAGGAGCAAUUUGAGAAAUACUCUAAACUUAUUCUAACAUAUUCAACAAUAGGAUUUGCUAUGGUUUUCGCAUAUGCCUCUUUGACUGGGGUGACAAGAUGGAGUGGAAGAUCAAUGACUUUGUUAGAUCCAUCCUACGCCAAGAAGUAUAUUCCAAUAAUUGCAUCUGUAUCAGAACAUCAGCCUUCUUCUUGGGCAACUUUCUACACCGAUGUAAAUGUUCUCGUGAUCUUCAUGCCUGUCGGGUUGUAUUUUUGUUAUAUCAAACCAACAUAUGGGAUGCUAUUCUGUGCUCUUUAUGGAAUUCUUUCAGUAUACUUCGCUUGUGUCAUGGUCAGGCUUAUGCUGGUAUUUGCUCCGGCAUGUUGAGUCCUUGCUGGAAUAGGAACUUCAGAAGUAAUCACUAGACUUAUCAAAUCAAUCAAACAAGCCUUUAUUGAAGAAGUUCAAAGCGAAGAGCAACAAAUUGAGGAAGAGAAACAAGAAAAAAUCACCGAAAAUGAUCAGAAAAAGGAGAGCAAAAAGGGAUCAAAUCAACAAAAGAACAGUCAAAGUGCCAAAUCCAUAUCUAAAUACCCAUUCAUAGCUUCUACAGUCCUCUUGGUUGUUGUUGCCUACUCUCUAUGAACUUAUGUAUUCCACUCGACGUAUAUAUCAGCUGAGGCUUACUCUUCACCCUCUAUUAUAAUGUCUGCAAGGAGGGAAAAUGGAGAAAAGUUUCUGAUAGACGACUACAGAGAAGCUUAUGACUGGAUUAGGCAAAACACUGACCCAGCAGACAAGAUCAUGUCUUGGUGGGAUUAUGGAUACCAGAUCACUGGUAUGGCCAAUAGAACUGUGCUUGCAGAUGGAAAUACUUGGAACAACACUCAUAUAGCAACUAUUGGGAAAGCCUUUGCCAGUACAGAGGAAGAAGGCUAUAAAAUAGCCAGACAUCUAGACGCAGACUAUGUAUUAAUUAUCUUUGGAGGCCUCAGUUUUUACUCAGGUGAUGAUGUUUCCAAAUUUAUCUGGAUGAUUAAGAUAGCUCAAGGGGUUUACCCUGAAAUUGUGGAAUCAAAUUAUUUCUCAAACGGACAGUAUAGGAUAGAUAACCAAGCAUCUGACACAAUGAAGAAAUCGUUAAUGUUCAGACUUGCUUAUCAUAGAUUCAAUGAAGUUUCAAUGGGAUUCCAGCAUCCAAGAGGCUUUGAUACAGUCAGAAAUAUGGCUGUUGAUUCCACUCCUAUCAAACUGAAGUAUUUCACUGAAGUUUAUACCACCGAAAGAUGGAUGUUGCGAAUAUAUAAAGUCAAUGAAGACCCUAAUAGGGAUGACAAGCUUGAGAGAUCUAUACUAUAA
Messenger RNA from Moneuplotes crassus, 2257 nucleotides. The record is from the annotation of a GenBank genome assembly. Lineage: Eukaryota; Ciliophora; Spirotrichea; Euplotida; Euplotidae.